This is a messenger RNA of Durio zibethinus, 1756 nucleotides long. RefSeq names its product acid phosphatase 1-like. Gene Ontology annotation, molecular function: acid phosphatase activity. The record is from RefSeq and is a predicted model, not a curated record. Lineage: Eukaryota; Viridiplantae; Streptophyta; Magnoliopsida; Malvales; Malvaceae.
AACUUCGUCCUUGCCCUCUGUGGUCUUACAAAAAGCAACGUUAUUCGUUACCAACAACGUAGCCUUUUCUGCCUUGGAACAACACGUCACUGUCUUCCUCUUCUUCUGACCUGGAAACGGUACUGUUACAAAAAGCUUUUCUUUUCUCUCUCCCAUCUCCAAAGAAACGCACUUUUUCUUCACCGUGAAAAGGGAGUGGCUUUAUCAUUUCUUUGAAUUCACCAUCUCUCUUGAUUCGCUUCUUUACGAUCUUUCAUUCAAUACCGAGACCCGGAUUUUCUUUUCCUCAAUUCCCAAUCAAAAUUCAGUAUUACCCAGAAACAAAUUUUCAUUUUUCUUUUUUAUCAUGCUUUUCUUGAAACUUUUCCUUCUCUUUUCCUUCUUCUCCUUCACUUUCUCUCUCGAGACCUUCAACUCCCACCUUCUCCCAAGACCACUAAUCAUACGAUACCCAGAAGACAUCGAGACCCAGUUCGAGAAAAUCGAUGAAGAGCUCAAGUUACAGUGUACGAGCUGGAGAUUUGCUGUGGAAACCAACAAUUUGAGUCCCUGGAAGACAAUACCGGAGGAAUGUGUGGGCUAUAUUAAAGAGUAUAUGACGGGUCGAGGUUAUAAAGUGGAUCUCGAAAGGGUUUUGAAUGAGGCUGGGGUUUACGCCAAGAGCGUGGAGCUGAGUGGAGAUGGAAAAGAUGUUUGGGUGUUUGAUAUUGAUGAGACUUUGUUAUCCAAUCUUCCUUAUUAUGUUGAGCAUGGUUAUGGCUUGGAGAUUUUUGAUCCUGUUGAGUUCGAUAAGUGGGUUCAGAGGGGGAUGGCACCAGCAAUAGAGCCCAGCCUGAAGCUUUAUGAGAAGGUUUUAAAUUUGGGCUUCAAAGUUUUCUUACUGACUGGGAGAAGUGAAAAGCAAAGGUCUGUUACGAUUGAAAAUUUAACCAAAGCAGGGUUUCAGAGCUGGGACAAGCUUAUUUUAAGAGACUCCGAAGACCAUGGCAAGCUAGCAACAGUAUUUAAGUCAGAGAAGAGGAGUAAGAUGGUAGAAGAGGGAUAUAGGAUUCUGGGUAACUCUGGGGAUCAAUGGAGCGAUUUACUGGGCUGCGCUCCUUCCAUUCGAUCAUUCAAGUUACCGAAUCCUAUGUAUUACAUUCCCUAACGAACCGCCUUUGUUUUCAGAUAUCAAGUAUGAAUAAUUGUCUAUCCAGCAGGAAUCUUAUUCUUGUAGCUUGUAAAUACAUUCAAAUCCACAACUGUUAUCAUGCCUGCUCAUUAACUGUACUGCAAUACACUCAAGUAAUUAACAAAAAGAAAAUGUGAUUCAUCAUAUGUUAUCUUCCCACUAUAGUUUUCCAGUAUAGUAUUUUGGUUAGGGGGAUAUCAUAUAUUUACUAAUUGUAGACAAACAAGGAAAAUGAAGAAACCAAACUUCGGAUUUCCAAGUUCCAGAGUCUGCAAAAAAUUUACAACCAGCAGAAAGAAAUGGUCUUUAAACAAUUCAAUUUCUUUUUUUUUUGGUUUGGGACUCAUCAGUCGUGAUGUUAUUCUAUGAGAUUGUGCUGUUGAUCAAAGAAAAAGUGCCAAACAAAACAUGAGUUGGAUUGGAUGGUGUUCUUAAUUGUUGAAAGAGAGACUUACAAUGUCUCGAUAGUUACUUCGUGUAGACACCAAAUUUAUCCGAAAUACAGUGAAUCAGGCUUUUGAUUUAAAUUUACAAGCUCAAGUUUUUUUGUCGAAGUUCGAUUUCGAUUGUUUAAGCUCAAAACUC